GGGCGUCAUGACUCAUUUGCACUCCUCGCCUCUACAGUGCGUUUAAGGAGCAGGAUAAAAGCUCAUUUUGAUCAUACUCCAGUUUUAUCAGCUAAUAUCGCCAGGCAUUAGUUUUUUUUUCCACAACAUUGAUCUUUUGUGUGGCCCGUGGAGAUCCUGUGUUUCUUUCUGGGUGUGGACAUGUCUGCGGACUGCCCCCAACCCCUAGCAGUGAGGGACCCUCCUAAUUUUCUGCCCGGGACCUCCAUGAGCUGUGAGAUUGCGGUGCUCCCCUUGGAGCUUCUGCUCAGUUUACAGCGAUCACACUUCCACGUGGUGGGCAAUAACAUUCAGAUCGUCCAGCGACCAGGAGCCGGUUACAAUGUGAUCUCCAAUGGCCAAGUCAAGGCAGAGCGGCAGUGGAACCUUACAGAAUGCAUACAGAGGAAAGAUAAACUGGCAUUGGAGCUCUCCAGAAUGUUCACUCGGUUAACCAUGGCUCGGCAUGGUGUCAUCUCGGCCUGGCAUGACGGUCUCUUGGCGGCCUGGCCUGGUGGUAUAUUGGCAGCCUGGUGUGGCCUCAGCAUAGACUUCCAGCCUCACAAUGAUUCGCAGUCCGGGAGCCUUGAGAGCCUCAAGUUCACCGUGCAAAAAACAGUCCAGUCAUUUUUCAGUAUGAAAGAGGGAUAUAAAAUGGAUGGUCUUGGUUUGGAUUUCACAUGUGAGUUGAAACAUGAUUCAUUCGAGUGUACGUCAAAGAUCAAGGAGCUAGACGGAAAGAUUCUAGACUUGUCUUGCCUAACAGAAGAUGAGAAAUGCAAAGUGAAAAACUUACUGGAUAAUAUGAGUGAGCCUAACAUUCAAAUCAACACAGCAUCUGAGCAGAGUCCUGGUGCAGUUUCCUCACUUUGUGCAGGUUCAUCUGAGAAAGAAGCGUUUAGUUCGUCUCGAGGACAAUCAUAUGCCAAGAGGACAUCUGUAAAGGAAAAGUCUUCAACACAGUACCCUGCAGUGAAUGAGAAAUCAUAUCUGCUGCAAUUUACACAAAACUUGCCCAGAUAUAUAGAAUGAAGCUUUUAAAAAAUGAAAUCAGAAUCCAAGCUUUUUAACUCAAAUGUGCCUUAUUAAUUUACAACAUUUAAAAGAUAUCUGGAUGGGUACGAGAAUAAGAAGGUUUUAGAGGGAUAUGGGCCAAAUGCUGGCAAUUGGGACUAGGUUAAUUCCGAAUAUCUGGUCUGUUUCUGUGCUGUAUGACUCUACGACUCCAAUUACCUUGAAUGAGUCUGAAUUUGGGAACAACGUAUGAGCAGGAUCUUUUUAAACUGUGUGGUUUUUGGAAUAGCCAGGAUUGUUAUUCUCAUGUCUCCUGUAAUCAUUUUGUUUAGUAUAGCUUGAGGAACUUAUACCUCUGUUAGUUUACAAACUGAUAUUUGUAAUAAUGGCAUAUCUUUCACUAAUAACUACAUUAACAUCACGGGAAGACAAGUAUGCUACCACCAUGAUUUCUAAUAGAGUAAGUUUUCAGCUUUGCUGCCUGAGCAGUGAUCUAGUUGUGCAGAUCACCCGGACUCUGUGGCACUUAUUCAAUUUUAAUUCCACUGAAACCAUAGAUUAUGUGAGGGAUGAAUGUUACAAUAGGUGAGCAAUCUGUUUUGACAGAUUACCACAUCAUGACAGACAAAAGAAAAACCCAGUUUUCACUUUGGAUAAGAAAAUGGUUUCUAAUGGCAUAACUAAGCGUACGGUAAUAAUGGGAUUAGUCAAGAGACAAUAAGGGGCUUUACAACUUCUAGUUUUGUGCUUUUUAGAAGCUAUACUCAUUUUACUAACCAAACAUUGCUGUACUAGGGAGAAGGAAAGAAACUCCAAAUAUUGCAUUCCAGCCACAACCUUGUUAUUUAGCCACAACCUCACCUUUAUAUACAGUGGCAAAAGUAGGUGCCAACUACACUGCACUGCAGUACCUCACCAAAGUAACCUUCCAAACCCGCUAUCUUUACCUCCUAUAAGGACAAGAGUAGCAGAUGCAUGGGAACUGUGUUGAUCCCUGGUUUGAUGGUAAUGGUGGAGUGGUGCAUUUGGGGGACUGUUGCUGAUGGUGCACAGAACCUCAGUGAUGCCCAAUGUUGAGUUGCUAGCUCUGUUUGAAAUCUAUUCCAUGUAGCAUGAUGGUAGUGUCACACAACAUAAUGGCACAUAUCCUCAAUAUAAAACUAGAACUUCAGCUCCACAAGGACUCCUAUAGAUACUGUCAUGGGUGGAUACAUCUGUAGAAGGCAGAGGAUGUGGUGAGGGUGUGGUCCAAUAUGAUUUUCCCUCUUGAUGGUUUUAGGUCCCAUACCCAGUUUUCCAGUGAUGUUCUUUAUGACUCAGCCAGCUGUGUCAGUAGUGGCUGCCAAGGUGCUGAUGGGAGACAUUGAAGUCCCACACCCAGAAUACCUUCUGUGCCCUUGUCACCCUCAGUGAUUCCUUCGACCAGUGCUCAACAUGGAGGAAUAUAGAUAAACAUACGAAAUUGGAGCUGAAGUAAUCAUUCACUCACCGAACCUGUUUCUCCAUUCAAAAAUAUAAUCGCUCAUUUGCUGGUGUUUUGAAUUCCACAGUCUCAUCCACUCUCAAUAAGCCUUGAUUCCCUUGCCCAACAAGAAUCUAUCCAUCUCUUUCUUAAAAAUAUUCAGUGGCCUUCCUCUACUGCAUUCAAGGCAGAGAGUUUUGAUGUCUCACAGUUCUUGGAGAGAGAAAGUUUCUCCUCAUCUCUGUCCUGAAAAGGUGAUCCCUAAUUUUGAAACCUGCCCCCUGGUUCAUAGAACAUAGAACAUUACAGCGCAGUACAGGCCCUUCGGUCCUCGAUGUUGCGCCGACCUGUGAAACCAAUCUGAAGCCCAUCUAACCUAAAC
Molecule: messenger RNA, 2876 nt
Organism: Rhincodon typus (whale shark)
Lineage: Eukaryota; Metazoa; Chordata; Chondrichthyes; Orectolobiformes; Rhincodontidae
Exons: 5
Coding region: 181-1050 (289 amino acids)
Source: RefSeq, a predicted model, not a curated record